Molecule: messenger RNA, 5981 nt
Organism: Camelina sativa (false flax)
Lineage: Eukaryota; Viridiplantae; Streptophyta; Magnoliopsida; Brassicales; Brassicaceae
Source: RefSeq, a predicted model, not a curated record
UUAAAAGUGAUGUCUAGUACUAGUAGUUGUGAAGUCCAGAGUCCCAAGUAAUUGAGUGGCAUAUAUCCAAGUGAUCCAUUAUUUAAACGAUGUAGCAGUAUUCAAGUUUCUCUCUUUUCUCUUUCUAGUCCUUGUUCUAUCUGUAUCUAAGACUAAGAGUUAAAUGAAAGAUAGGGAGCAGCUCAGAGAUGAGCUGAAAAGUAAGAAGACGUAUAUACCUGAGGUGGAAUGAAGAGGUGAUCAUGUUUUAGGUCUGAAGUGGGGAGUGAGAGAAGACAGACCAGAGCGAUGGCAGAGAGCUGAAACAAAGCUUAGAUUGAAGAGGAAAGUUCAACAUGCAAGCUCAAGUUAUAUAACUUGACCAUCUCUAAUAAUUAGGCCCCGUAUCUACGUGCAGUAGCCGUUGAACUUUGUAGCCGUCAAAAAAAAGUAGCCGUUGUACGUAGUUUUGUGAGAGAGAGAGCCCAAUGAUUCGAAACCAGAGAGCUCUGUAUUCUCUCCUUCUUCUUCAAGAAACCAAAAAAAAAAAAACAAAGAAAUCCAUUCAUCUCUCCUUCUCCUACCUGAUGCAGUUCUCUUCUCCCAUACAGAUACGCUCGACGAUAGAGAUAGAUCUCUGCGACAUCAAAACUUGUGGCAUCCGUAAGUUAAUUGAUAUUUCACAGGCGAAGAAGAGAUGGGCAGUGUGAAAGCGAAACAGCUAAGGAGGUUCCAUGGCCGAACUCUGUCAAUUAAUUUUUCAUCUUCUGACUUCUGAGAACCCUUCCAGAUUCGAUUUUUCGAAAGAGGAUACUACAGGAGGAAAAGAGAUCGUCUCAGUGAAAGCGUUUCGUCUCGGUAUCACUGACUCAACGGUGCGGAGAAAAAAACACCUCUCUCGCUUUUGGGCCCUUGGAACUGGGCUUUCCACUCCACAGUCCAAUAAGAAAAAACGUAGAGAAAGAGAAGGAAGAGAGAGAGAGAAGCGACUCGAUUUAGGGCCACGAAUUGGCGCGAAUCCGUAGGGGAAGAAACACAGAACUCGGCGGCGAAGAAGACUAUGGCACUCUCGGAAUUUUUCAUUCCCUAUUCUCUCUUCCUGUUUUUUCGUUUUUUCCCCUCUUUCGAUCCAUUUCAGUUUUUUACUGAUUUGAUUUCAGAUUUAUGGCUGAUCCGAUUGAGAGUGGUGUUGAAUUUGUUGUAAUUUCGACGUGUUUCCCAAUAAUUUGUUAGCUUCCUUGUGUACCAAGUCACUUUCCCCAGAUAUUUCCCUCAUGGAGCAUUGGAUUUGAAGACUCCAAAAUGGGAACUCCAGUUAACAUUAUUGUAGGCUCUCAUGUCUGGAUUGAAGAGCCAGAUGUGGCUUGGAUUGAUGGGCUGGUCGAAAAGAUCAAUGGACAAGAUGUUGAGGUUCUGGCAACAAAUGGAAAGAAGAUCACUGCAAAGUUGUCAAAGAUAUACCCAAAAGACAUGGAAGCACCUGCAGGUGGAGUUGAUGACAUGACAAAACUAUCUUACCUGCAUGAGCCUGGUGUUCUUCAGAACUUAAAGAUCAGAUAUGAACUUAACGAGAUUUAUACAUACACCGGAAAUAUCCUUAUCGCUAUUAAUCCAUUUCAACGGCUGCCGCACAUUUAUGAUGCCCAUAUGAUGCAACAAUACAAAGGAGCUCCAUUUGGUGAAUUAAGUCCUCAUGUUUUUGCAGUGGCUGAUGUUGCAUACAGGGCAAUGAUCAACGAGGGCAAAAGCAAUUCCAUUCUGGUAAGUGGUGAGAGUGGAGCAGGAAAAACUGAAACCACGAAGAUGCUUAUGAGGUACCUUGCAUAUCUUGGAGGCCGUGCUGUUACAGAAGGACGCACAGUUGAACAACAAGUUCUUGAAUCAAAUCCUGUCCUUGAGGCCUUUGGUAACGCCAAAACUGUCAGGAACAACAAUUCGAGUCGGUUUGGUAAAUUUGUUGAAAUCCAAUUUGAUAAGCAAGGAAGAAUAUCUGGAGCUGCUGUAAGGACGUAUCUUCUAGAGAGGUCUCGUGUCUGUCAGAUUUCUGAUCCUGAGCGCAACUACCACUGUUUUUAUCUCUUAUGUGCUGCACCACAGGAGGAGAUCGAAAAGUACAAGUUGGGUCACCCAAAGACGUUUCAUUACCUGAACCAGUCGAAAUGCUUCGAACUUGUUGGUAUAAGUGAUGCUCAUGAUUAUAUUGCGACAAGAAGAGCAAUGGAUAUUGUCGGGAUGAGCGAAAAGGAACAGGAAGCAAUUUUCAGAGUGGUUGCUGCAAUUCUUCACAUUGGAAACAUCGAAUUUACCAAGGGAAAGGAAGUGGAUUCAUCAGUUCCCAAAGACGACAAGGCGAAGUUUCAUCUUAACACAGUGGCAGAACUUCUCAUGUGUGAUGUAAAGGCACUUGAAGAUGCACUGUGUAAACGUGUUAUGGUCACACCUGAGGAAGUUAUCAAGAGAAGUCUAGAUCCACAGAGUGCGUUAAUCAGCAGGGAUGGUCUAGCUAAGACUAUUUAUUCUCGGUUGUUUGAUUGGUUGGUAGAAAAGAUCAAUGUCUCAAUUGGCCAAGAUGCGAAUUCUAGAUCACUCAUUGGGGUCCUUGAUAUUUAUGGGUUCGAGAGCUUUAAAACAAAUAGUUUCGAACAGUUCUGUAUUAAUUUCACAAAUGAGAAGUUGCAGCAACAUUUCAAUCAGCACGUUUUCAAGAUGGAACAAGAAGAAUACACAAAAGAAGCAAUAAAUUGGAGCUACAUUGAAUUUGUGGACAAUCAAGAUGUUCUUGAUCUUAUUGAAAAGAAACCGGGUGGAAUUGUGGCACUCCUUGAUGAAGCAUGUAUGUUUCCGAAAUCAACCCAUGAAACAUUUGCGAACAAGCUUUAUCAGACUUUUAAGACCCACAAGAGGUUCAUCAAGCCAAAACUCUCUCGAACAGAUUUUGCUGUUGCUCAUUACGCUGGAGAAGUCCAGUAUCAGUCUGAUCUAUUUCUGGACAAAAACAAGGAUUAUGUGAUCGCUGAACAUCAAGAGUUGUUGGGUGCUUCGAAGUGUCCUUUUGUUGUGGGCCUCUUUCCUCCACUCCCGGAAGAAACAUCUAAAUCUUCAAAGUUUUCGUCCAUUGGCUCUCGCUUUAAGCUGCAACUUCAGCAACUGAUGGAAACAUUAAACUCUACCGAGCCUCACUACAUCAGAUGUGUGAAGCCCAAUAACCUAUUGAAGCCUGCCGUAUUUGAGAAUGUCAAUAUCAUGCAGCAACUCCGGUGUGGUGGUGUUUUGGAAGCAAUCAGAAUCAGUUGUGCGGGGUAUCCCACUCGUAAACCUUUCUUUGAGUUCAUUAACCGUUUUGGACUUCUAUGUCCUGGAGCUCUAGAAGGGAACUACGAUGAGAAGGCUGCAUCAAAAAAGAUCUUGGAUAAUAUUGGACUCCAAGGAUACCAGAUUGGUAAAACUAAGAUAUUUUUAAGGGCGGGCCAGAUGGCUGAACUCGAUGCUAGAAGAACUCUGGUUCUUAGUGCUGCUGCCAAAAAAAUUCAAAGACGGAUACGGACUCAUCAGGCCCGAAAACGAUUCAUUUUACUAAGAGAAGCCACCAUAUCUCUCCAAGCUUUAUGUAGAGGAAGGCUAUCGUCCAAAGUUUACGAAAACUUGAGAAGACAAGCUGCUGCUGUGAAGAUUCAGAAGAAUGCUCGGAGAUUACAUUCUAGAAAAUCAUACAAAAACCUCCAUGUAGCAGCGCUUGCUGUACAGACAGGUCUAAGAGCAAUGAGUGCUUAUAACCAAUUCCGAUUCAGGAAGCAAACAAAGAAUGCUACAACUAUUCAGGCUCAGUGGCGUUGUCACAGGGCAACCAUGUACUACAAGAAGCUUAAGAAAGGAGUGAUCCUGUCGCAGACACUAUGGAGAGGCAAACUUGCAAGGAGAGAACUUCGAAAACUCAAAAUGGCUUCAAGGGAAACAGGGGCAUUGAAAGAGGCAAAGGAUAUGCUUGAAAAGAAAGUCGAAGAACUCACAUAUCGUGCGCAGUUGGAGAAACGCUCAAGGGUUGACCUGGAAGAAGAAAAGAAUCAGGAGAUAAAGAAACUGCAGAGUUCAUUAGAGGAAAUGCGAAAGAAAGUGGAAGAAACAAAUGCGCUUCUUGUAAAGGAACGUGAAGCUGCUAAAAAGGCCAUUGAAGAAGCACCACCUGUUGUAACAGAAACACAAGUCUUAGUUGAAGAUACCCAGAAGAUUGAAGCAUUGACAGAAGAAGUAGAAGGUCUAAAGGCUAAUCUUGAACAAGAGAAAGAAAGGGCCGAUGAUGCAGCAAGGAAAUUUGAUGAAGCUCAAGAGUCUAGUGAUGAAAGAAAGAAAAAGUUGGAAGAAACAGAGAAAAAAGCUCAGCAGCUCCAAGAAUCAGUGACAAGGCUGGAGGAAAAAUGCAACAAUUUAGAAUCAGAGAAUAAAGUGUUACGACAACAAGCUGUGUCCAUUGCACCAAAUAAGUUUCUCUCUGGCCGGUCCAGGUCGAUUUUACAGAGAGGUUCAGAGAGUGGUCAUCUAUCAGUUGAUGCAAGGCCAAAUUUGGAUCUGCAUAGCCAUUCAAUAAACCGUAGGGAUCCAUCUGAAGUGGACGAUAAGCCACAGAAAUCACUAAAUGAGAAGCAGCAAGAAAACCAAGAGCUGCUUAUCCGCUGCAUCGUUCAACACUUGGGUUUCCAAGGGAACCGACCUGUUACGGCAUGUAUUAUAUACAAAUGCUUAUUGCAAUGGCGGUCAUUUGAAGUUGAAAGAACUAGUGUCUUUGAUAGGAUCAUUCAGACAAUAGGACAAGCUAUUGAGACGCAAGAUAACAACAACGUACUAGCAUAUUGGUUAUCCAAUGCCUCGACAUUGCUUUUACUCCUCCAACGCACACUUAAAGCUAGUGGGGCAGCAGGAUUGGCUCCACAGCGCCGCCGCUCAUCUUCUGCGACUCUCUUUGGAAGGAUGACUCAGAGCUUUCGUGGAACACCCCAAGGUGUGAAUCUUGCCAUGAUAAACGGUGGAGUGGAUACCUUAAGGCAAGUUGAGGCGAAAUACCCAGCUCUACUCUUCAAGCAGCAGCUAACAGCUUAUGUUGAAAAGAUAUAUGGAAUGAUUCGUGAUAAUUUAAAGAAAGAGAUUUCUCCACUCCUUGGACUGUGUAUUCAGGCACCAAGAACAUCAAGGGCGAGUCUGGUGAAAGGAGCAUCUCGUUCCGUGGGCAACACUGCAGCUCAGCAAGCAUUGAUCGCCCACUGGCAAGGAAUUGUAAAGAGCCUUACAAACUUCCUGAACACUCUUAAAUCGAACCAUGUUCCUCCAUUCUUGGUCCGGAAGGUGUUUACGCAGAUAUUCUCAUUCAUCAAUGUUCAACUGUUUAACAGCCUUUUGUUAAGGCGGGAGUGUUGUUCAUUUAGCAAUGGGGAAUACGUAAAAGCAGGAUUGGCUGAAUUGGAGCACUGGUGUUACAAGGCAACAGAUGAGUAUGCGGGUUCUUCUUGGGAUGAGCUGAAGCAUAUCAGACAGGCCAUCGGGUUUCUGGUCAUACACCAAAAACCUAAAAAAACCUUGGACGAGAUAAGUCAUGAUCUGUGUCCGGUGCUCAGCAUACAACAGCUAUACCGAAUAAGUACCAUGUACUGGGACGACAAGUAUGGAACUCAUAGCGUAUCCCCAGACGUGAUAGCAAAUAUGAGGGUACUAAUGACAGAAGAUUCAAACAAUGCUGUUAGUAACUCUUUUCUAUUGGAUGACGAUUCCAGUAUUCCUUUCUCGGUUGAUGAUUUGUCGAAAUCGAUGGAGCGGAUAGAGAUCGGAGAUGUAGAACCACCACCGCUCAUCCGGGAGAAUUCUGGGUUUAGCUUUCUAUUGCCAUGUUCUGACUGAUAAAAUGAAUUGGUUUCAAUAAGUUUACACCAUCACUGUGUAGCUUUGAUAAUCCUUCUGUUUUGAAUAGAGGUAUCAAUAAGUUCAACUUUGAGAUUAUAUAAUUCACACUUUUUAAA